AUGUCGAAUAAUCAAAAUCGAUUUUGGGCAGGAUACGAUUCGGAAGACGAUUAUAGCGAUUAUUCGUCUUACUCCGAUUCUUCCGAGGAAGUGGUUCAACGCAAGCCUAUGGAGAAGUCCAAGUAUGUCAUCGAAUCCGAUAGCGAUAGCGAAGAAGAGAAGCGUAUCGUCAAGACUCCUAAGGAGAAAUAUAUGGAUGAGAUGAAGGAAGUGACCAGAAAUAUAAAGAAUCACUUUAGAAUCAAUGACUGGGUCCAGUUGGCAAAUGACUAUGACAAAUUGAAGAGUCAGGUGGAUGACCAUGGUCGUGUUCUGAGUGAGACUGGCUAUCCCGUGAUGUACAUCCGCGAGUUUGUGAAGCUGGACGACGCGAUCAAUAACACUUCGAAGGCGGAUACAAAGAAUUUUUCAAAGAAUGUCGCCAUGGCGUUCAACCGAAUGAAGCAAACCAUCAAGAAGGAGUUGAAGAACGCCGAUUUCGCCCAGCUAGUUGCGGAUUUCCGUGCCAACCCCAUCGAAGAGAGCGAGUCGGAGCCGGAGCCGAGCGAAUCGGAGUCUGGAUCGGAGAGCGAUUCGGUCCGGAUCCGAGUUUGA
This is a messenger RNA of Blastocystis hominis, 594 nucleotides long. RefSeq lists its product as hypothetical. The record is from RefSeq and is a predicted model, not a curated record. Lineage: Eukaryota; Bigyra; Opalinata; Blastocystidae. The transcript is spliced from 5 exons. Gene Ontology annotation, biological process: translational initiation. Gene Ontology annotation, cellular component: eukaryotic translation initiation factor 3 complex. The coding region runs from base 1 to 594 and encodes 197 amino acids. Gene Ontology annotation, molecular function: RNA binding; translation initiation factor activity; translation initiation factor binding.